Paralichthys olivaceus (Japanese flounder) is the source of this 1772-nucleotide messenger RNA. It is a transcript of the gene car15, whose product is annotated as carbonic anhydrase 15. NCBI's taxonomy places the organism in Eukaryota, Metazoa, Chordata, Actinopteri, Pleuronectiformes, Paralichthyidae. The record is from RefSeq and is a predicted model, not a curated record. Gene Ontology annotation, molecular function: carbonate dehydratase activity; zinc ion binding. Gene Ontology annotation, cellular component: plasma membrane. Gene Ontology annotation, biological process: one-carbon metabolic process.
GUGCAUCAAUGAGCCUGUUGAUCAGAAAAAAGACCACUGGACUGGUAAUGACACAGUCCAGCGAUCAGGCCAGAGGAAAUAAAACUCAGCUUUCACCUCCGUCUCCUUAUUUAAGCCACAACGUUUGCACUGAUCUUCAGUCUACCUCAAGAUAUUGUCUGCUCCACCGGCUGUGGGACGAUGAUCUGGACUGCUGUUCUUCUCACGAUGCUGCUUUCAUUUGUGGAUUCUGACGACUACUGCUACAAUGAGCCACAUUGUGAUCCUUACGCAUGGGGAGACAUGUUCCUGUCAUGUCACCCUUUACUUGAAGAGCACCACUCUCCCAUUAAUCUGGGCCACCAGACCACCAGGAAUGUCUCUCUGGGGCCUUUACACCUGGAGGGCUUCGAUGUGACCCAGUCGGGCCACUGGACGCUGAAAAAUGACGGACACUCAGUCGUGCUGCAGGUCGGCAGUGGGAUGUCCGUGAGUGGUGGAGGUCUUGCAGAUGUGUACCACACCAUCCAGCUGCACUUCCACUGGGGGGGCCCGUCCACGAACGGCUCAGAGCACACGGUGGACAGACGCAGAUUCCCGAUGGAGAUGCACAUAGUCAGCAUGAAGUCCAUCCAUCCCAAUCUCACAGCGGCCCUGGAGGAUCCCACGGGACUCGCUGUUCUUGGAUUCUUCAUUGACGUUGUUUACGCAGAGAAUGUGCACUUUGGACCCAUUUCACAGAAACUGUCCUCUGUAGCUUACAAAGGCCAGACGACCAAAAUCAAGCCAUUCCCGCUGAUGAGCCUCCUGCCGAAGCACAACAUGAGUCAGUAUUACCGCUACGACGGCAGCCUCACCACCCCCCCCUGUUCUCAAGUGGUCGUAUGGACUCUGUAUGAAGUCCCCAUCUUCAUCUCGUGGUCUCAACUGGCUCAGUUCACCUCGCAGAUCUUCUCCACGGAGGAGGAUGCAGAGCAGGUGACACCUCUGCAGAACAACUUCAGACACGUGCACCCCACCUUCAGUCGCACCAUCUCCGCAUCCAGAGACGCCAGGCUCCUCGUGGGGGCGGCCGGUCGUCCCCUCAGGUCGGCUGCCUUGGUGCAGCUGCUUCAAAUGCUUUUGCUGGGGAGUUUCAUCUCUGCUCUUUAGCGCUGCCUCAAGUUCAAAUCAUGAAAACGUGACGAAAAUGGAUUCACGUAGAACCUGAGGUGGAGUUUACAGAUCUGUAGAGACUGUCCAGCAAUGAAUACAUAUAUAAAACUGAGGAAUAGUACUGUUGUUACUUAACUUUUCAUGAUUGUACCCUGCAGUCUCCAUUAAUGCAUCACUAACUCUUUAAUGUGAAAGGAGCCUUGGUGCUAUUGAUAUGUGUAUUUAUGACUGGGGGUCUUUAUUUUCACUGUUCAGUAGCUUAUUCUUAAAAUCCUGACAUUUAGUUUUCAUUACUUUCUUUCAUUACUGACUUCGGGCCUGAGAUUGAUUGUAGUUGUAAAAUUAAAGCGUUUCUAAUAGUCUUUUACAUUUUGAUAAAACUUUCACAUAUAGCUAAAGGUGGCAUGCUAACGUGUUUAUUUCAUAGACUAGAUAUGAAGAUGGAUGAAGCGUCUCCACUCUCCAGAAAUGAAGCCCCUAACGCUGCCAUCUUGCUCCAAUGACGCGAUCAGCGAGUUCCCUCCGAUACUCGACCAAUCACGAGUCAGUCUCAGCUGUCACUGAUCACAUUUCACCUGGUUUCAUAUCCUUUGAUUUGGUGCCUUUAAUACAAAUUUCAGAGUUUUAUUUGAAAAGUC